CUGCGGGAGGCUGCGGCCGCCCCUAGCCGCCGGGUGGCUCCACCUGCGAGCGGGCGAGCGGGGCGGGAUGUGAGGCCGCGUCCGCCGAGCGCCGCCACCAGCGCCGCGAUGGCCAGCGCCAGGAGCAUCGAGCUCGAGCACUUCGAGGAACGCGACAAAAGGCCGAGGCCGGGGUCGCGGAGGGGCGCGCCCAGCUCCUCGGGGGGCGGCGGCGGCGGCUCGGGCCCCAAGGGGAACGGGCUCAUCCCCAGCCCGGCGCACAGCGCCCACUGCAGCUUCUACCGCACGCGGACCCUGCAGGCCCUCAGCUCGGAGAAGAAGGCCAAGAAGGCGCGCUUCUACCGGAAUGGGGACCGCUACUUCAAAGGCCUGGUCUUUGCCAUCUCCAGCGACCGCUUCCGGUCCUUCGACGCGCUCCUCAUUGAGCUCACCCGCUCGCUGUCGGACAACGUGAACCUGCCCCAGGGCGUCCGCACCAUCUACACCAUCGAUGGCAGCAGGAAGGUCACCAGCCUGGACGAGCUGCUGGAAGGUGAGAGUUACGUGUGUGCAUCCAAUGAGCCAUUUCGUAAAGUUGAUUACACCAAAAACAUCAACCCGAACUGGUCUGUGAACAUCAAGGGUGGAACCACUCGAAGCUUGGCCUCCGCCGCCCCUGUGAAAAGCGAAGUCAAAGAGAGUAAAGACUUCAUCAAACCCAAGUUAGUGACUGUGAUCCGGAGUGGAGUGAAGCCCAGAAAAGCUGUGCGGAUCCUUCUGAAUAAAAAGACUGCCCAUUCCUUUGAACAGGUCCUAACUGACAUCACCGAAGCCAUUAAGCUCGACUCCGGAGUGGUCAAGAGGCUGUGCACCCUAGACGGAAAGCAGGUUACUUGUCUGCAAGACUUUUUUGGAGAUGAUGAUGUGUUUAUUGCGUGUGGACCUGAAAAAUUCCGUUAUGCCCAAGAUGACUUUGUCCUGGAUCACAGUGAAUGUCGGGUCCUGAAGUCAUCUUACUCUCGAUCCUCAGCUGUUAAAUAUUCUGGAUCCAAAAGCCCUGGGCCCUCUCGUCGCAGCAAAUCACCAGCUUCAGUAAAGAGGGGUGGCCACUACUCCAGUGCCUAUUCUGCAGCCAAAUCCCCAGUUAAUGGAACUCCCAGCAGCCAACUUUCUACUCCUAAAUCUACAAAAUCCUCCAGCUCCUCUCCAACCAGCCCAGGAAGUUUCAGAGGAUUAAAGCAGAUUUCUGCUCAUGGCGGGUCGUCUUCCAAUGUGAAUGGUGGGCCUGACCUUGACCGUUGCAUGAGCCCGGAAGGUUUGAAUGGAAACAGGUGCUCCGAAGCCUCGGCUCUCCUUGAGAAAUACAAGGUUGGAAAGGUCAUCGGCGAUGGCAACUUCGCAGUCGUCAAGGAGUGCAUGGACCGGUCUACUGGAAAGGAGUUUGCACUGAAGAUUAUAGACAAAGCCAAGUGUUGUGGAAAGGAGCACCUGAUCGAGAAUGAAGUGUCCAUACUGCGCCGAGUGAAGCAUCCCAACAUCAUCAUGCUGGUUGAGGAGAUGGACACAGCAGCUGAGCUCUUUCUGGUCAUGGAAUUGGUCAAGGGUGGAGAUCUCUUUGAUGCGAUCACUUCUUCGACCAAGUAUACCGAGCGGGACGGCAGUGCCAUGGUGUACAACCUCGCCAACGCUCUCCGAUACCUCCAUGGCCUGAGCAUAGUGCACAGGGACAUCAAGCCGGAGAACCUCUUGGUGUGCGAAUAUCCCGACGGAACCAAGUCAUUGAAACUGGGGGACUUCGGGCUGGCGACGGUGGUGGAAGGCCCCCUGUACACGGUCUGUGGCACGCCCACCUAUGUAGCGCCAGAAAUCAUCGCUGAAACCGGCUACGGCCUGAAGGUGGACAUUUGGGCGGCUGGUGUGAUCACGUACAUACUCCUGUGUGGAUUCCCACCAUUCCGAAGUGAGAACAACCUCCAGGAGGAUCUCUUCGACCAGAUCCUGGCCGGGAAGCUGGAGUUUCCUGCCCCCUACUGGGAUAACAUCACCGACUCAGCCAAGGAAUUAAUCACUCAGAUGCUUCAGGUAAACGUCGAGGCUCGAUGCACUGCAGGGCAGAUCCUGAGUCACCCCUGGGUGUCAGACGAUGCCUCCCAGGAGAAUAAUAUGCAAGCAGAAGUCACAGGUAAACUAAAACAGCACUUUAAUAAUGCACUGCCCAAACAGAACAGCACCACCACCGGGGUCUCCGUCAUCAUGAACACAGCUCUAGAUAAGGAGGGGCAGAUUUUCUGCAGCAAGCACGGGCCCGAAGGCAGCAGACCUACAACAGAGCAGAGCUCCCCUACGCCUCCUCCGGUCCAGGAGCCCCCCGAGUCUGCGCCCAACCCUCCGGCAGCUCCCCCACGCCCCUGUUCUCCGGCCGUGGGCUGCGAGCGUGCAGGGACCUGGCGCCGCCACCGAGACUGAGCCCGUGCGGCCUGCCUGGCCAUGCUGUCCCCGCUGGAUGCGUCCCCCUCCUGACCACCUGCUGUGGCCCCAGCCCUCCCGGGGUUGCCAAGGACGGGGCUGUUGUCACCGCAUUCUGCACACUGCUCCAGGAGGUGACUCCUGCCAUCAGCGUGGAGCCCGAUGUCCCAGCGACUGGAUUUUGGUCACCGCGUGUGCGGGGCAGGGUAUGCCACUGCAGCUUUUGUCAGCAUAAAGGAUUUUUAUAGCAAUUCCAUGUCGGUUGCCAAGAGACUCCUCGUGUGAGUGCGCCGCUGCUCCCUUCUCAAGGAGGACAGUGCCUGCGUUUCCCCUCACGCAUGUCCUGGGAGACGUGACGGGGCAUCACCUCACCUCCAGGAUGCCAACGUCACAGUCCGCAGCCCGCAGCAGGCAACAGCACUGUGAGCUGGAUAUUUAUUUGGCCCCCAGUCCAGGGCGUGGCUUCCUCCCAGCCUUCCCCAACUGGCAUGAGGAGCCGCUAAGGGGGCAGGUGCAGGGCUCCCUGGCCUGGCACCCCAUCAGCAUGGACCUGGCUUCGUGUCUGCUUUCCCUCAGGAGCCAGGGCUCCCCAAGCGCAGCUGGCUGGGGCAGGAGGUGCCCCUUGGACACCCUGUCGCUAACCUUCUGGAAGGCUGCUGGCAGUUUUUCCUUUUUUUCCACCGCCCUACUCUUUUUAAUAAUUACACAUGGCCAUGUAUUUGUUCGACCUGCUCAUCUUGUGAGUAGGUGGGCCCUACGUGUAGUUCAUUCUCACUGUUAAGACUUUCCCUUCUACAAGUGUCCCCAACUGCA
Octodon degus (degu) is the source of this 3258-nucleotide messenger RNA. It is a transcript of the gene Dclk2, whose product is annotated as doublecortin like kinase 2. Gene Ontology annotation, molecular function: ATP binding; protein kinase activity. NCBI's taxonomy places the organism in Eukaryota, Metazoa, Chordata, Mammalia, Rodentia, Octodontidae. The transcript has 17 exons. Gene Ontology annotation, biological process: intracellular signal transduction; protein phosphorylation. The record is from RefSeq and is a predicted model, not a curated record. The coding region runs from base 109 to 2445 and encodes 778 amino acids.